Molecule: messenger RNA, 1290 nt
Organism: Aspergillus steynii IBT 23096
Lineage: Eukaryota; Fungi; Ascomycota; Eurotiomycetes; Eurotiales; Aspergillaceae
Product: 60S ribosomal protein L20
Exons: 5
Biological process (GO): translation; ergosterol biosynthetic process
Cellular component (GO): ribosome
Molecular function (GO): cytochrome-b5 reductase activity, acting on NAD(P)H; structural constituent of ribosome
Source: RefSeq, a predicted model, not a curated record
UUAGGGCGUCUCACCGAGUACCAGGUCAUCGGGCGUCAUCUGCCCACCGAGGCAAACCCCACGCCCAAGCUGUACCGCAUGCGCAUCUUUGCGCCCAACACUGUUGUGGCCAAGUCGCGGUUCUGGUACUUCUUGACCCAGCUCCGUAAGGUCAAGAAGGCCAACGGUGAGAUCGUCAGCCUCAACGUGAUCAACGAGAAGCGCCCCCUCAAGGUCAAGAACUUCGGCAUCUGGAUCCGUUACGACUCGCGCUCCGGUACCCACAACAUGUACAAGGAGUUCCGUGAGAUGAGCCGCACCGAGGCCGUCGAGGCUCUCUACCAGGACAUGGCUGCCCGCCACCGUGCCCGUUUCGGUUCCAUCCACGGCUUCCGCAAGUACUCGACCGAGGCCCCCAAGGCCAAGUCGUCGCUGGCUCCCAUCUACGCCGCCGUCGGCAUCACCGGUCUGGGCGUUGGAUUGUACCGCUACAACUCGAGCGCUGCCACCGCUGAGGCCCCCAUCGACCGUCCCAAGGUUUUCACCGGCGGUGACCAGGGAUGGGUUGACCUGAAGCUGUCGGAGAUUGAGAUCCUCAGCCACAACACCAAGCGCCUGCGCUUUGAGUUCGAGGACAAGGAGGCCGUUUCCGGUCUUCAGAUUGCUUCCGCUCUGUUGGCCAAGUUCAACAAGCCCGGUGAGAAGGCUGUUAUCCGUCCUUACACUCCCACCAGCGAUGAGGAGCAACCCGGCUUCCUCGACCUUGUCGUCAAGGUCUACCCCAACGGCCCCAUGUCUGAGCACCUGCAUAGCAUGAACGUCGACCAGCGCCUCUCCCUCAAGGGCCCUCUCCCCAAGUACCCCUGGGAGGCCAACAAGCACAACCACAUCUGCUUGAUUGCCGGCGGCACCGGUAUCACCCCCAUGUACCAGCUGGCGCGCCAGAUCUUCAAGAACCCCGAGGACAAGACCAAGGUCACCCUGGUGUUCGGCAACGUCACCGAGGACGACAUCCUGCUGAAGAAGGAGCUCCAGGAUCUGGAGAACACCUACCCCCAGCGCUUCAAGGCCUUCUACGUCCUCGACAAGCCCCCUAAGGGCUGGACCGGCGGCGAGGGCUUCAUCACCAAGGAGCUGCUGAAGACCGUCCUCCCCGAGCCCAAGGAGGACAACAUCAAGCUCUUCGUCUGCGGACCUCCCGGCCUGUACAAGGCUAUUAGCGGAAACAAGGUCAGCCCCAAGGACCAGGGUGAGCUGACCGGUGUCCUGGCUGAGCUUGGAUACAACAAGGACCAGGUGUUCAAGUUCUAG